Molecule: messenger RNA, 2236 nt
Organism: Helianthus annuus (common sunflower)
Lineage: Eukaryota; Viridiplantae; Streptophyta; Magnoliopsida; Asterales; Asteraceae
Product: ABC transporter G family member 14
Exons: 5
Coding region: 112-2049 (645 amino acids)
Cellular component (GO): membrane
Molecular function (GO): ATP hydrolysis activity; ABC-type transporter activity; ATP binding
Source: RefSeq, a predicted model, not a curated record
AACAAACUAUAAAAACCAAAACCAAAACCAAAAUCAAAACUAAACCAACAUCUUAAUAAUAGCUUCUUCCUCCAAUUAUCUUCACUAGAAAAACAAAGCAUUUAGACAUCAAUGGCCGCACCCUCCAAACCCGUCGUUCCAACUUAUGAAAACACCACCACUGCUACAACUACUAUUACUACUUCAAGUCCCAUUGAAAUGGUGAAACCGCAUCAUGCGCAUUCACCAUCAUCCUUUCUAAACCACGUCUUAUAUCCCAUAACUUUAAAGUUUGAAGAUGUUGUUUAUAAAGUUAAAACUAAGAGUAAAGAAACAUGUGAGAAGACGAUACUGAAUGGGGUGACGGGUAAGGUUUGCCCUGGGGAGAUACUAGCAAUGCUAGGUCCAUCUGGCAGUGGUAAGACCACCCUCCUCACGGCUCUUGGUGGACGGCUUACUGGUAACCUGUCCGGAAAGAUUACAUACAACGGCCACCCGUUUACUGGUUCUACAAAAAGAAAAACGGGAUUUGUGACCCAAGAUGAUGUUCUGUAUCCUCAUCUUACUGUCACGGAGACCCUAUUAUUCACAGCUAUGUUACGGUUACCAGAAAGCUUGAGUCAGAAUGAGAAAGUCGAGCAUGUGGAGCGAGUUAUAGCUGAGUUGGGAUUAACUCGGUGUAAGAAUAGUAUGAUAGGCGGUCCACUGUUUAGAGGUAUUUCAGGUGGAGAGAAAAAGAGGGUCAGCAUUGGCCAAGAGAUGCUAAUCAACCCGAGCUUGUUGUUACUGGAUGAGCCGACCUCUGGUCUAGACUCGACCACGGCUCAGAGGAUUCUAACCACUAUUAAACGACUUGCUAGUGGAGGCCGAACCGUGGUCACAACAAUUCAUCAGCCAUCUAGCAGACUUUACCACAUGUUUGAUAAAGUUGUCUUACUGUCUGAGGGCUCACCGAUUUACUAUGGUCCUGCGUCCACUGCUAUAGAGUAUUUCUCAUCCGUCGGAUUUUCAACAUCCAUCACAGUGAAUCCAGCUGAUAUUUUACUAGACCUUGCUAAUGGAAUUGCGCCUGAUGCCAUGCAAGAAUACGAGCAAGGUGAAAACACAGAACACGAGCGGAAGUUAGUAAGACAGAAACUCAUCACUUCAUAUGAUACAAACAUUUCAACAAGACUGAAAGCUGAACUAUGCAGUCUAGACAUUACCAACAAUGACCAUGCAAAAGAAGCUUCAACAAGGGACCAAGUGAAACCGGAACAAUGGUGCACCAGCUGGUGGCAUCAGUUUAAGGUGCUAGUUCUCAGAGGCGUAAGAGAAAGAAGAUUCGAAUCGUUCAAUAGGCUUCGAAUCUUCCAAGUCAUAAGUGUUGCUAUACUUGGAGGACUUUUAUGGUGGCAUACCCCAACAUCACAUAUUGGAGAUAGGAUAGCAAUGCUUUUCUUCUUCUCUGUUUUUUGGGGGUUUUACCCGCUAUAUAACGCCGUUUUCACUUUUCCUCAAGAACGACGAAUGCUUAUAAAAGAAAGAUCAUCCGGAAUGUACCGUCUUUCAUCUUACUUCCUUGCAAGAACCAUUGGAGACCUGCCACUUGAGCUUGCACUACCAACCGCCUUUACCUUCAUAUUCUAUUGGAUGGGUGGGCUCAAACCAGACCCAACCACUUUCGUGCUUUCCCUACUUGCGGUCCUCUACACCGUCCUUGUAGCCCAAAGUCUCGGGUUAGCCAUUGGUGCCAUUCUUAUGGAUGUCAAACAAGCCACAACUUUGGCGUCGGUUACAACGCUCGUUUUCCUUAUUGCUGGAGGGUAUUACAUACAACAAAUCCCGCCAUUUAUAGUGUGGUUAAAGUAUUUGAGCUAUAGCUACUACUGCUUCAAGCUUCUUCUUGGUAUUCAGUACAACGAAAAUGAUGUAUACGAAUGUUCAAAUGGGACCUACUGUCGUGUUGCAGAUUUUCCGUCAGUCAAAUCAGUGGGAUUACAUAAUCUACCAGUUGAUUUGUUGAUUAUGACGAUGAUGUUGGUUGGUUAUCGACUUGUUGCUUAUAUUGCACUACAAAAGGUUCGUUGAAGCAAGUUUACACGAGGAACAAUUUUCUUGAAGAGCUUUGCCAUUUUGUCGGAAGAGAAAUAAUAAUAAUAAUGUUAGAUUUAGAUACCUUGGUCGACUUUGAUCGUUUUCAAAAGAUGUAGAUGUAUCGAAAUUAUCUACUUUUAAGGAUAAAAAAAGAAUCCUCAAUGGAUUUACUAAGUACUAA